GGGAGAUCUUCAAGAAGUACCCUUAAAUCAACUGUUUAUCAUUACCAGAACCUUUCCUCACAAGCUAAUCAACAUUUCUUCUAUUUGUUGUAGUUAAACUUUGUUUCUGUUGCUAAAUAUUCUUAAUUAUUGAACAUUUAAGACGUGUUAAUCACUGGAAUCAUGGAAAUUAGUCAAAAUCAAAUCGAUAAAUUAAUUAUUGAAGGAAAGACCAAAAAAGUUUUCACUCUACGAGGCGAACAAAAAUAUGUUUACAUUUACAGUAAAGACCGUAUUACAGCAGGGGAUGGGGCUAAGUCUCAUGCGAUGGAAGGCAAAGCCAGAUUAUCUACCCAAACAAACUGUGCUAUCUAUGAAUUUUUAAACGCUGCCGGAAUUGCAACUCAUUUUGUAUCAAGAGUUGCUCAAAAUUGCAAAGAUUGGGAUCGGUCAUUUGUUGCUAAACAGUGUGAGAUGAUUCCAAUAGAAUGGGUUUGCAGGCGCGUAGCCUCUGGAUCUUACCUAAAGCGUCAUCCUAAUGUCAAGGAAGGUUACCGAUUCGCACCCGUAAAACUAGAGACUUUUUUCAAAGAUGACGAAAAUCACGAUCCUUUCUGGUCCACUGAAACACUUAUUGAAGCUGGUUUAACCUGUGGAGGUUUGAAAAUAGGAAAGAUCCAAGUAGAGGAAAUGUAUCGACUUACUCAAACUGUCUUCGAAGUCCUUGAAAGGGUUUGGUCUACUUUGAAUCAUUCAUUGAUUGAUAUGAAAAUAGAGUUUGGUGUUGUUGAAGAAUCAGGUGUAAAAAAGAUUGUUGUUGGCGACGUAAUCGAUAAUGAUUCCUGGCGCCUUUGGCCUAAUGGUGAUAAGCGGUUAAUGUUGGAUAAACAAAUAUAUCGUAAUUUAGAUAACUCAGCAAUCGACGAAGCAGCUAUUCAAGCUGUUAAAUCAAAGUUUGAACUUGUUGCUGAGCGAACUCAUGCUUUAUUCGGCUCAAUGAUACCUAAACCUCGUGAACGUGGUUUACCUCCUCCUCCACCUGAAGUAGGCAUUAUCUUAGGUUCAAUGAGUGACAUGGAACAUGCACAAAAAAUAAAGAAGGCUUUAUCUGAAAAAUAUGGAAUCAAUGACGUUGAAAUUCAUGUUUGCUCAGCUCACAAAUCAACUGAAGCAACUUUAACCGUUUUAGCCAGUCUAAUGCAAUGGCCUACCUGUCAAGUUAUUAUAGCCUGUGCUGGAAGAAGCAAUGGAUUAGGCCCUGUAUCAGCUGGAAACACAACAGUUCCAGUAAUUAACUGUCCACCUAUCUCAGAUUCAGCAACACUUUCAAACGAUAUUUGGUCCUCUAUGAGAUUACCAUCAGGAGUGGGCUGUACUACCAUUUUGGGUGCAGAUAACGCUGCUUUAGCUGCAGCCCAUAUCAUUGCCAAUCUCAGUCCAUUCACUUGGGCACGAAUUCGAUCCCAACAAACUUAUACAAUUAUCAAGAUGCUUUAUGAUGAUGCUUCAAUUGAUGUUUGAAUAUUCCAAUAAUCCAACAAAAAUAAUUUUCUGUAUCGACUUUUUGAUGUAAAAUUAGUGCAAUCUACUGGUGAUAAUUGGUGAAAUUAGAGUUAACUAUGAUGGUUAUUAAAUUAAUUUCUUUCGUUGA
Messenger RNA from Tetranychus urticae (two-spotted spider mite), 1630 nucleotides. RefSeq names its product PAICS bifunctional enzyme (gene Paics). Gene Ontology annotation, biological process: 'de novo' IMP biosynthetic process. Gene Ontology annotation, cellular component: cytosol. Lineage: Eukaryota; Metazoa; Arthropoda; Arachnida; Trombidiformes; Tetranychidae. Gene Ontology annotation, molecular function: phosphoribosylaminoimidazolesuccinocarboxamide synthase activity. The record is from RefSeq and is a predicted model, not a curated record.